Molecule: messenger RNA, 2152 nt
Organism: Sphaerodactylus townsendi
Lineage: Eukaryota; Metazoa; Chordata; Lepidosauria; Squamata; Sphaerodactylidae
Product: multicilin-like
Exons: 5
Coding region: 1-999 (332 amino acids)
Biological process (GO): negative regulation of cell cycle; negative regulation of DNA replication
Cellular component (GO): nucleus
Source: RefSeq, a predicted model, not a curated record
AUGUGGAAUACCACAAUGUUGGAGGAGGAGUUUGGGACCCCAGGUCCCCAUUUUCAGCUGAUUGAACCAGAUCUCAGCCUAGGGAGCCUGUGUUUUCAAGCGGAGCCUGACUUUGAUUUCCAGGAAUUUCAUGAUGCCGUCGAUAGCUUCAUAUCUGGCAAGUUUCGUCAGAGAUCAGAAUUGCAUGUUGUUGAAAGUUCAGGUCGGAUUUUGAACAUUGAGCAGCCAAGCCUCAUGAUGUUGUGCUACCCAUCCUCUCUAGUGCCUCCUCUGCUGGACUCUGCUGAUUUUUCUUUCCCUGUGGAUGAUGGAAGACCCUACACCCCUUGUAUUCCACUACCAGCCCAGGAGGAUCUUCUGUCUCAGAUGAAUGUAGAAAGCACCUCUUCUGCUGAGCAGUACUGGAAAGAUUUGGCUGAUCAUAAUCAGAAGGCCCUAGGGGAUGCUCUUGUGGAAAACAAUCAGCUCCAAGUGACACUUACCCAAAAGCAAGAAGAGAUUGCCUCUCUGAAGGAAAGAAACAUCCAACUCAAGGAGCUGGCCAGCCAAGCCAAGCAGCUAGCAUCAGUGCUGGACAAACUGAUCAUACCUCAGUGUAAAGACAGCACGGACGUCUCCACUACCAAUGUCCCCAACAAGAGAAGCCUCAUGCAGAUAUCCAACAAUGAACAAGAGGAUGACACAGAAGUGAAUGAAAUUUUGCAGGAAAUAUCUGAAAAAUGCAAUCUGGCCUUGCAGUCCAUUGAUGAAAACAGAGGUCCAAAACGUCCCCGUGGAGAGAGCGAUACAGUCUGCAUGUACGGUGCUUUUCAUGGGUUGCAGACACGGAGCAGUUGCAGCUCUCUGGACAUGAGUGGUAGUGACCUGGAAGAAGGGGGCUCCUUUAGGACAGCGAUCAAAGAGCACUGUAACAUCCGGACACUGGCCUUUCCUCAAGGCAAUGCAUUUACUGUCAGGACUGCCACCGGGGGCUAUAAAUUUAGGUGGGUUCCGAGCUGAUUGUUUCCUUUUUCAAUCAGCUAACUACACUCUCCUUAGCUUCCGAGCGCACUGCCUGGGUUCAAACACAGUUUCUUUCUGCACUCCUGGAACCUCAGACGUUGUCUGCUACUGACAAAUGCAAACCAGUUGGUAAUGCCAAGAUGGAAGUUAGGAAUUCUAUGAAGAAAAACCGCUGCUUUUCCUUUCGACAAUAUUGAAAGGUGUGGAAACUCUUUUGGAUCCACUUCUCACUUGAAUUGCUGAAGUAGACCAAUAUCGAUAACAUACAGUCCCGAUAACUGUACAAGUCACGUAAUCUAUAGAAAUGACUUUCCUUAGACAUCUGUAGUGUGUCUCCCAAUCCUUGCCUGAGGCCUCCUGAUGAUCCUUCUCCAAAUGACAGUCACCCACUUGGGGUUACUGACUUCAGGUUUUCAGAAGAAGCAGCGUUGGUUUAUACUCUGAUUUUUCUAUAUCAUAAGGAGUCUCAAAGCAGCCUACAAUAGCCUCCCCUCCCUGCAAGAAGCACCUUGUGAGUUUGUGGGGCUGAGAGAGUCCUAAGAGGAUUGACUAGUUCAGGAUCACCUAGCAGGCUUCAUGUAGAGGAGUGGGCAAUCAAGCCUGGUUCUCCAAAUUAGAGUCCACUGCUCUUAAACACUACAACAUGCUGGCUGUCAGCAGUGAUGAUAUUAAAAUACCUAAACAAUUUCCAUUGUCCUUUCUGACCUAGGUUUGUCUAUGACAAACAGCUUCUUCUAUCUGUUAACAGCUACUGAAUGGAGCAUUUCUGUAGAAUGAUGAAAAUGCAGUGGCUUUAGCUUUCUGGUUUACCUUUGCAAGAUACAGCAGAAUCCUAGAAACUGGCAGACUGGUAAAUAUUGGCUGAUCAUGCUGCCCCAAUUUUGGUGCUGUUCUUUUACUGGUUGUUUGAUUUGCUACAAACGGCUUGCAUUGGUAUUUGUAGCUAUUUGGACUAGUACUUCUAUAGGAAAUUAUUUGAUAGCUGUUUUUAUAGUAAAUAGUUAUCAGUUACUAUUAAAGUGCCUUGUAUGUCAGUAACAACAUUCUAAACAUGUCAGUUUUCUUUGAAAUGUGCUUUAUCGUGGUCCCUGCCUUCUGUCCAAGGACCAGUUUAAACCUAAAAGUCAUCAUGACAUAUGCAAGGUCUUGA